Venturia canescens is the source of this 1403-nucleotide messenger RNA. RefSeq names its product ras-related protein Rab-32-like. Gene Ontology annotation, molecular function: GTPase activity; GTP binding. Lineage: Eukaryota; Metazoa; Arthropoda; Insecta; Hymenoptera; Ichneumonidae. Bases 84 to 956 code for a protein of 290 amino acids. The record is from RefSeq and is a predicted model, not a curated record. The transcript is spliced from 6 exons. Gene Ontology annotation, biological process: phagosome-lysosome fusion; endosome to lysosome transport. Gene Ontology annotation, cellular component: phagocytic vesicle; lysosome; Golgi apparatus.
GAUACGAUAGCAACAGGAGCUUAUCGGUUCUCUUUCUUCGCUCCUCUCUCUCUCUCUCUUUCUCUUGCUUCGAUAUUUCCGAUAUGUACGGGUCGGCUGAGCCGAGGCGACGAACGUGCGCAUAUCAAACUACCAACAGCAGUAUCAACACACACGGAUUUCUAACCUCAAAUUAUUCCGAGAUCGCGCUCAGAGCUCGUAUAUGUAUCAUCGUAGAUCGCGCGCGCGUACACUUUCGCGAGUCUGUUUUGUUUUUUUUCUCUCCGUUACCCAGUGGCAAAAAACAUAAAAACAAGAUGAGUCUUCGCCAGCCAAGGCGAGACUCGGAUGUUAUAUUGUCCAACUUUAAUCACAAAGAACUCCUGUUCAAGUUUCUUAUCAUUGGUGAUUAUGGUGUAGGAAAGACAGCAAUUGUCAGGCGCUACACGGAGGGCAAAUUCUCCUCGAAUUACAAGAUUACCAUAGGCGCAGAUUUCGCUAUAAAAACGCUCGAUUGGGAUCCUCGCACUAAAAUAAACUUGCAAUUAUGGGACAUUGCCGGCCACGAGAGGUUCGGUUACAUGACCAGAGUUUACUAUAAAUAUGCGGUCGCCGCAGCCCUCGUAUUCGAUAUAUCGAGGGUCGCAACUUUCCAGUCGGUGAAAAAAUGGCUGGUGGAUCUCAGAGACAAGGUCACGCUGCCCGAUGGCUCCAGCAUACCGAUCGUACUGCUUGCCAACAAAUGUGACAUCCACACCGUCUCCGUACCGACCGAGCAAAUUGUCAAGUUUUGCAAAGAAAAUAAAAUCGCUUCUUGGUACAUCACUUCCGCUAAGGAAAAUAAAAAUAUUGACGAAGCGAUGCGAUAUCUUGUCGAGAGCGUAUUGAAGGCGAAGAUCGAGGACGAAAUAAGAGACUCGAUAAAACUUCGAGAAACACCAGAAGUCCAGGAGAAAAAUAAUUGUUGCAAAUCUUGAUGUAUGGAAAAGCAGUGAAUCAUCAAUUUCACGGGAGACUCCAACGAGCGUCUAAACCAAGGAGCUCAAACUUACGUAUUAAAGUAUAUUCGUUAGAAACAAAUUACCAAUCGCCACCAUUAUCAUCUGUCGUUAUUACCAGCCCUAAAAGUGAGGGGAGAACGUUUGGGUGCCAUUUAACUUCAAACUUCAAAAAAGUGGUCGAUUCUCCAUGAGAUUAAACAUAAAAUACGAUUACCAGCAAGACUCGUGUUCGCUUUGUAUAUUUUUAUUUGCGCACUCACACAUUAGAUUUAUCAAAUUUGUACAUACACGAAUACUUCGUUUGAUGUAUACCUAUGUAUCCAUACUAUUAUCUAUUAUGAAGAUAUUCUAAAUAGAAAUAAAGUCACUCGUACACUGCAGCCUCAAUUGUUCGAGCAGCGGUGGGACUGACUCUUCAUCGCA